Molecule: messenger RNA, 2091 nt
Organism: Metarhizium acridum CQMa 102
Lineage: Eukaryota; Fungi; Ascomycota; Sordariomycetes; Hypocreales; Clavicipitaceae
Molecular function (GO): protein binding
Source: RefSeq, a predicted model, not a curated record
AUGAAGUUCUUUGGCGGCAGCAAAAAGCAAUCGUCCACCUCGACCUCGUCGUCAAGGAAGCAUACGCCUAGUUCUAGCGUUGACGACCGCGACUUUUUGCAGCACCAGACGCUCCCACACUCGGAGCCUGCGUCGCCCACAAAGAGCUCCUCUAACAAUAAGUCGCCGUCCAAAAGAAGCUCACGGCCCUUGUCGUACCGGGAACCCAAGGACCCUGCUGCUGAAAAGUCGUCGUCGUCUUCCUCUGCACCCCGCCAGGCGAGGCUUUCUCGACACUCUACAGAGCCGUUGGCUACUUCGUCCUCGCGGCGCAGCAAAUUUGACCCCGACACGCAUCCUCUGAAUUUACCACCUGAGGAGCGGCGUCGCUUGUCCAAGCUGUCCAAUUCCACCAUGAGCGAUCACAUGGACAUUGAUCGGGAGCCCGUCAACGGCGCCUCGUCGCCUGCCUCGCAGCCCCAGAGUAACCCUUCUGCCCAGGCGAACUUCUCGGUUCCUAUUCCAAAUGGAAACCAUCACAAUGAUGCUCCUGCCCCGCCACCACACAGAUCUAACCCUUCCAGUCCGGUACCGACGGCUCUAGACGACGCCGAAGCCUACAAGGCUGCGGGUAACAGGUUUUUCAAGGACAAGAAUUACACAAAGGCUAUUGAACAAUACUCCAAAGCUGUCGAUCUGUUCCCUGACUCACCAACUUACCUGAGCAACCGCGCCGCCGCUCGCAUGUCUAAUGGCCAGUAUGCGGCUGCCCUGGAAGACUGUAGUCGCGCUGCCGACCUCGACCCCCAAAACUCCAAGAUUUUGUUACGGCUUGCUCGUAUCUACACUUUUCUGGGUCGCCCCGAGGAGGCCAUGACAACCUUUGGUCGCAUCACGCCCGCGCCAUCCGCCAAGGACAUGGCUCCGACCAAGGAGAUGAUGUACCACAUUGACACCGCUAAGCACAUUCUAAAGCAAGGCACUGGUGUUACCAUGGCUCUUCAUGCCAUAGACCAGGCAGAGCGCGGGUUGGGAUCUGGUGUCCAGAAGCCUCGCAAGUGGCAGCUCCUACGCGGCGAUGCACAUUUGCUUGUUGGCCGUGAGAAUAAUUUGGGUGAAGCACAAGGCAUUGCAAUGGCUCUGUUAAGAAACAAUGCCCAAGACCCUGAGGCUCUUGUACUCCGCGGCCGAGUUUUCUACGGCCAGGGCGACAACACCAAGGCCAUUCAGUCGUUCCGUAUGGCCCUCACCUGCGACCCAGAUUAUCGUGAUGCCGUCAAGUGGCUCAAAACAGUGCAGAAACUAGACCGCAUGAAGGAGGAAGGCAAUGUCGAGUUCAAGGCUGGUCGAUUCCAAGCCGCCAUCGAAAAGUACAGCGAAGCUCUUCAGGUUGAUCCCAACAACCACAGCAUCAAUGCCAAGCUCCUCCAGAACCGCGCUCAGUGCAAGAUUAAACUCAAGCAAUACAACGAGGCAAUCAAAGAUGCCGAAAAGGCCGUCAGCCUUGACCCUAGCUACCUCAAGGCCAAAAAGACCAAGGCCAACGCACUUGGUCAGGCUGGAAACUGGGAGGAGUCGGUCCGAGAGUGGAAGGCGAUUCAGGAGGCUGACCCUGAAGACCGCACUAUUCCAAAAGAGGUUCGCAGAGCAGAACUUGAGCUGAAGAAGAGCCUACGGAAGGACUACUACAAGAUUUUAGGUGUGGAGAAGGACUGCGGGCCUGAUGAUGUCAAAAAGGCCUACCGUAAGAUGGCCAUCAAGCUUCACCCUGACAAGAACCUGGACGAUCCAGAUGCCGAAGCCAAGUUCAAGGACCUGUCAGAAGCCUAUGAAACCUUGAGCGAUCCUCAGAAGAAGGCUGCCUACGACAAUGGCGACGACCUCAUGGACCCUGCAGACAUGUUUGGUGGUGGGGGUAUGGGUGGCAUGGGCGGAAUUGACCCCGAGAUUCUUUUUAGUAUGAUGGGCAACCAGGGCGGUUUUGGCGGAGGCGGCUUUCGAUCCGCCGGAGGAUUCCCUGGUGGUGCAGGAGGCUUCCCAGGCGGUGCUCAGUUCAACUUUGCCAACGCCGGCGGUGGCCGAUCCCGGGGCGGCCAGUUUCCCUUCCAGUGA